AUGGCGGAGGUGGGCCGGGCUGCUGUGUGCGACCCGGGUGCGCUACUCCCGGGGGGCUUCUGGGCGGCGGUGGCCGUGUGGCUGGAGAGGCCGCAGGUGGCCAACAAACGGCUGUGUGGCGUCCGUCUGGAGGCCCGGCGGAGUGUGGCGUUGCCCCGGGCCGCUGCCGGACCCCGUCCUCGCUCCCCCGGUGAGGGCCUGGGUCCUGGGCACACUACAGGCCCGGCGCAGGGCACCGCGAUUCGCGGGCCCGGGGAAUCGCAGCCCCGGCACGGGCAAAGGGAGAACCGCAGGGAAGUGGACGCCGCGGCUCGGCUCGCAGGGGGUUCCGGGCCAGCCGGCGAGGCUGGAGUCGGGGAGAGCGAUUUCCCUGCCUCGAAUCUGGAUUCUCUCUGGGACGCUUUCUCUCAGAGCCUCGACGGCGGCCAUCCAGAGCUGCUGGCCUUCCUUAGCGGGCCCAGGGCGGGAUCCCAGCCGGAGGCGCCGAGCGAGCUCGCCGUGGUUCUCAGAACCCUCAUCCCGAAAACAGGCCCUCGCUGCCCGCUUGCUGUCCCGAGGAGAGAACUAGUCGUGCAAGAUGUCCUCAAUGGAACUGUAACUUUUUUACCUUUGGAAGAAGAUGAUGGUGGGAAUGUAAAGGUUGAGAUGAGCAACGUGUAUCAAAUCCGGCUCAGUCAGAUCCAGGAAGAAUGGUUCAUAUCUAUUUUAAUUUUCUGUUCAGAAAGAUGGCAUUCAGAUGGCAUCGUUUAUCCCCACCCUGCCUGGCUGGGAGAAGAGCUGCUGGCCAGGUUGGCCCGGUGGUCUGUGGAGAGCAAGAAGAGCGGAUUUAAAAGCACCCUGUCCCUCAUUUCUAUCAUCAAGUACAGCAAAAUGUACCAGAUGCUUAAGGAGAAGUAUAAAGACAUGGUCAAGGUGUGGCCCGAAGUAACCGAUCCCGAGAAGUUUGUGUAUGAAGAUGUGGCUAUCGCUGCAUACCUGCUGAUUUUGUGGGAAGAAGAAAGAGCUGAGCGGGGCUUGAUGGCCAAGCAGUCCUUUGUUGACUUAGGAUGCGGGAACGGUCUCCUGGUCCAUAUCCUGAGCACCGAGGGGCACCCAGGCAGAGGGAUCGAUGUACGGAGAAGAAAAAUCUGGGACAUGUAUGGACCACAGACUUGCUUGGAGGAAGGUGCAAUCACCCCAAGUGAUAAGACCCUUUUCCCUGACGUCGAUUGGUUGAUUGGUAACCAUUCCGAUGAACUGACGCCGUGGGUGCCCGUCAUUGCGGCCCGGUCCUCCUAUGGCUGCCGUUUCUUUGUCCUUCCCUGCUGCUUCUUUGACUUCACCGGGAAGUACUCCCGGAGGCAGAGCAGGAAGACUCAGUACCGAGAGUACCUUGAUUUCAUCACAGAAGUGGGGCUGACCUGCGGGUUUCACGUCGAGGAGGACUGCCUGCGCAUUCCGUCAACCAAAAGGGUUUGUCUCAUUGGGAAAUCCAGAACGUACCCACCUGCUGGGGAAGUUGCCAUGGAUGAGCAGAGAACCCAGUACAUUAACAGCAGGCGGGGCCGCCCCGUGAGCCCACCUGGCGAGGCGUCUGUCCCUCCUCCACCCCGGGCCACGGUGGGACACGCAGGUCACCCCGACAGGCACCAGGCCUUGGACACCGGGGCUGCCACAGGAGGGGCAGAGAUCCGGGCCGACCAACUCUGGCUGUCUGGAUUUCAGCCCAGAGAGAAAGCUGAGCGCGUGAGGAAUUGUGCCACCCUUCCUCGAGAUUUUAUUGACCAAGUGGUUUUGCAAGUGGCACAUUUGCUGUUGGAUGGAGAGCAGUUAAACACAGGAAGCGCUUCCAGCGGCAGCUCGAAGGCUUGGAACCGAGGAGGAAGCCUCUCCUUGGCAGAAGUGGCCCGUGAGCUGGCCGGGGAGACGCUGCAGAGGUUGAAGCGGGAGUGUGGAGGCCUGCAGACGCUGCUCAGAAACAACCAUCAGGUGUUUGAAGUUGUGAACGGGAGAGUUCACAUUCGCGACUGGAGAGAAGAGAAGCUACAGAGGCAGCCUCACUCGGAAGCAAAGCGGAGACUCUGCUCAGAAGCUUUCAAGACCCGCGUGUGCUGGUUCUACAGUCACCACCCCGAUGGCUGUGUUCUGCCUUCGGACAGCUGCCCGUUUGCCCACGGGCCAGCAGAGCUGCGGCCGCCCCGGACCCCCAAGAGGAAGAAGCCAGUUCUGUGAGCUGCGUGCGAGGGGCACACCCUGGCUCCCUUGGGGACUGCGGACUUUGCAGUUGGGGGUGACUUCCUCUGGAUUCCCCUGUAAUGUUGCCUGUUAGUUACACGCACACCAGACGCUGCAGAAGCUGGUGUCCCUCCUGCAUCCGCCCCUGAGUCAGUGCUGGCGCUGUGUUAUAAAUGAGGUCACACCUGUGUUUAGCAUCUUUAUUCCAGAAAGAGCACAGAAGCACUUGGAGCAUUUCAUUGUCUCAAAGGUGAGGAAGUGCCUGGACCAUCCGGCCCCUCUCGGGAGCUUGGCUCGGGCUCGCUGGACUCGUGGCUGAGAGCGGGCUCACCCCAGGAGCACAGCCAGUCCCACCCACUCCAGGCUGUACAGGCAGCCUAGCCACUCCGGGUGCUUAUCACUACACGCAGGUUUUGUCAAGGCUGUAAUGCUUACACGUGCAGGUUAUUUGUAGUUACAGAGAACAAAACAACCGUCAUGUCUUUAGCCAGGUCACGCUAGGUGAUGGGAAAGAAAAUCCUAAGUGAUACCCAACAAGGCCAGAAAAUCUAAAGAUCACAGAAAGCGAAAACCCCCUUGCCGUCCCUCUCUACUAGACCUUCUCCCCAGAAGUGCUGUCAGCGGAUCUUUUGGUUCUGGAGAAAAAAAAUCCCCCAUGUGUUUCUG
Molecule: messenger RNA, 2880 nt
Organism: Enhydra lutris kenyoni (northern sea otter)
Lineage: Eukaryota; Metazoa; Chordata; Mammalia; Carnivora; Mustelidae
Product: tRNA methyltransferase 44 homolog
Exons: 11
Coding region: 1-2211 (736 amino acids)
Biological process (GO): tRNA methylation
Molecular function (GO): tRNA (uridine) methyltransferase activity; metal ion binding
Source: RefSeq, a predicted model, not a curated record